GUUGCGCGCGCACCUCGCCGUCGGAAGUGACUGUGUAUUCGGUUUAACGUUUAUUAAGAUGUUCGCGCACCGAAUUACGCGAGUUUGAAAAUACAAGAAGGAUGCCUGCUUUUGCAAUCCAUGAUAGGAUAGCUGAUGUCUUAUUUACGUAGGCGAAAGUGAUCCCGGGGCAAGCUACCUCGUUUGAAAACGAGGUUACUAUGGUAACAAAUGCAGCCCACGAGCAAUCAUAACAGAUUUCCAUACUUUCAAAGACGGUCCACGUCGUUGAGCAUCUACUAAGUGUUCAUUUGAGGAAGGCGGGUAACAAGCUUAGACUCUGAUUUGCUGAUUUUCCCGACGCUGAAUACAUAUAGUCUGUCUUCAUAUAAGAGGUGUCCCAGAGUGAUGAACUCAAGCCAUAUUUGCACAUCAGUGCCAAUUAACAGUAGCUGUGAGUAACAGUGACUUCAGAAUGAAGACAGGAGUGGCACAGGUCACAACACCUGUGUCCGGCAAUAUGACCUCUGGAUUAUCAUCGCCUGAACCAUGGAGCCCAUCUCCAUCCUACAGGCCAUAUACUCCAACAGCUCAUACUGGGUUAAGAAACCCUGAGGAGAGUGAUGGUAGAGGUGAUGGAGGAGAAGGAAAAAGUCCCGGAAUACGUUACAUUACGGAUUCCAUCAUAAGAAAGUUAACCAAACAGGAAAACCUGGCCUUUGCCCGGACGCUGAACCUGUCACUUUCAAAGACCGGAGGCAAGAAAUUCAAGUUCAUUGAAAACCUAGAUAAAUGUGAGCAUCUGCAGGUCCUCAACCUCAACCAUAACCUCAUUGAGAAGAUUGAGAAGCUUGAGAAGCUACACUGGCUGCAGGAGCUCCACCUCUCUCACAACCGAAUACGAAAAAUCGAAGGUUUAGAGCACAUGGGGAACCUUCAAGUCCUUAAUCUUGCGAACAACAACAUAGAGCAUAUUCCUCUCUGGCUGGCCAAAAAACUGCGAUCUCUCCAGUCCCUUAACCUUCAGCACAACAACAUUUCUUCAUUGCAUGAGGUGGCCAAGCUGAAGUCACUGAAGAACCUGACAGAAUUAGUAGUGGCGGAGAACCCUGUGUCCAACUUGCCCCAUUGUCGACUUUUCCUGGUCUUUCACCUGAGGACGCUGGAGAAGCUGGAUGAGAUGUCUGUCAGCCCGCAGGAAAGGGAGAUGGCUACACAGCGCUUUCAUACGGAGGAGAUGGAGCGGCUGGAGCAGGAGCUGGGAUGUCAGCUGGCGGAGAUGGAGAAGCUGAGGGCUGCGCAGGGGGCCACAGCAGAGGAGCUGAAGAGGCAGGAGGCGCUCAGUCGGAGCCUUCAGCUCCAGAGCCAGCAACAGCUGCGCAGCCAGAACCAGCUGGAGAGGGAGCUGAACACCAAGAACGAGCUGCUAAAGCGGAAGACGACGGAGCUGACGCGAGCUUGUCAGAAGCAGUAUCAGCUGGAACAGGAGUUGGCGUUCCAGAAAAUAGAUGCCAAGUUUGAGCCCUUGCCUUAUUAUCCCGACCAGGAGCCGGAGGAAGAGCAGGCACCUGGGGAGAGUCCUUACAUUGGAAAAGCGCGACACAAGAGGAACAUCUUUAUUUCUGAGGAUCUGAAGCAGCACCGUGACUCAACCUGUGAUGUCGAUUCAGGGGCAAACAAACCAGGCCCUCAGGUUUACAGCUUUGCACAAGCGCAAGCCGAAGAGCGACUGCGACAGCUGCAUGCAGAGAUCGAAAACGCAGAGCGGCAGAUGCUGAGGGCCAGCUCUGAAUUGCGGAAACUGGAAGAUUCCGUGUCUCAAAGACGAAUUGCUGAGGCUGAGGCGGAGCAGCUGAGGCAGCAGCUCAGCAGGAAGCUGCCUCUGCAGGAGCAGCUGAGGAGCGAGGCCCACGCCUUGGAGGGCCAGCUGGAGCACCACCGGGCCGAGAUGUGCCGGGCACAGGCCCAGCUGGACUCCCUGCAUAACCUUCUGGAAACCUUAGACCCCAGCGACCCGCAGCACGCUCAUGUGAAGACUCAGAUUUCCAGUAAGAACCAACUGCUGGACAUUAUGAGCAAGAGGUACCUUGAGCUGGAAGCCAGGCUGGAAGAUGUGCUUUGUCGGAUUGACCAGGAGGCGGACGAGAUCAAAGAUCUAGAGCAGCAGCUAACAGAUGGUCAAAUUGCAUCAAACGAGGCUCUGAAGCGAGACUUGGAAGGAGUCAUUGAUGGGCUUCAAGAGUAUCUGCAUGGGGUGAAAGCUGAGGCCCAGCGUGCCCAGACAGAAUCCCAGCAGCUGCAAAAUGAGAGAGAAGAAUUGCAGCGCCGCCUGCAGGACAGUGAGGAGCAGCGCAACCAGCUGGAGGUCGUUCUAAUUGAUGCCAAAAGUGCCACGGAGGAGGUGGAGCACUUGCAGCAGGAGGUGAGCGGGCUCCAGAGGGAGAAUGCUGAGCUCCUUGAGGCCCAGGAUCAGAUGUGCGCCUUUGAAGGAAAGCUGGAGGCCCAGCUGCAGGAACAUAACGCAGAAGUUGGGAGGCUGAAGCAGGAGCUAGACAGACUGCGCAAGCUCAGUCAGAUGGAGCAGGCAGCACUGAAGGCAGAGCUGGAGAAGGAACGGCAGGCAAAGGAGAACGCUCUGGCCCAGGGUCAGCUGGCCGCCGGCCGCGACCAGGAGCACGAGGAGCUCCAGGAGCAGUGGCAGUCGCUGCAGGAGGAGAAGGCAUCUCUGAGGAGACAGGUGAAGACCCUGCAGGGACAGCUGGAGCAGGCCAGGGCCACGCUGCUCAGCCCACAGGAAGUGAUGCAAUGUCUGGAGAAUCUCAGGAGGGCCAUCGGGUCGGGGGAGUACAGGCCGAUCCAUGAUGAGGAUGUGUUAGGUCACGGCCUGGGUCAACUGCAGGCUGAGGUCGAAUGCGUGGUGUCCAGCGCACGAGCAGACAGGGAAGAGGCCCUCCGCGAACAGGGCAGGCUCACUCAGGAGGUGACCUCGCUGAAGGAGCAGCUGCAGAACACCAGAGAGGCGCUUCAGGCAUUCCAGGCCAAGGAUGCUGAGAGGGAUGAACGCGAGGCCGAAGAACUCGGGAAGCUAAAGGAGGAGCUACGAGAAUCACAGGAACUGCAGGGCCUGGCGGAACGGCGGCUCCGGGAAGCUGAGAGCGAGAGAGACCAUCUGCUGGCUGAGCUUGAUGACCAAGAUGACCAGGUAAAAUUGGAGGACUCUCGCAACCAGCAGCAGCUCCAGUGUCUGGAACAGGAACUGCUGGGGAUGAAGAGGUCCAGGGCAGCUGCGGACAAGAUGGCCGCCCAGCAGCUGAAUGCAGCCACAGAGCAGCUGCGCUCCCUCCAGGACACUGUGCGCAAGAUCGGCCAGGAGCGGGCCGAGGACGCAGAGGAGCUGACACAAUCCCGGAGACGGAUUGCAGCUGCGACUCGAGACCUCGCCAGAUCGGAGGCUGAGAUCCAGCUGCUGCAGGCGCUGUUGAGGGACAGGGAACCGCAGGUACAUGAAGUGGACCACAGUAAGCAGGGACAGCAGCGCGAGCUGGAUCGCUUGCAUCGGACCUUGAGCAGGCAGCACUCGCAGACCAAGCGGCUACGGGAGCAGCUGGCGCAGGUCCAGCAGGAUACCAGUGGCAACCUGGAUGAGCUGAUGGCUGAGAUCAGUGCUUUGAGGAACACCCUCUCACAGCAGAGCAACUUUGUCUCCAACCUAGAAGGGUCCCCUGGAGGAAGAGGCUUCUGGUACUACGUGCCAUCACCUCCAAACCCCCCUAGUGUUGAAUCCCAGGGCACACAGGACUCUGGUCUUGGCUUGCAAUACCCGCCGUCUCCUGACAGGGGGCGCCCCAUGACCCACCGAGGCAGGAAGGAUAAAGAGGAAUCUCCAAGUCCUGCUGCUGGGGGAUAUUGGAUUUAUUCCCCACGCAGACAUAGGCAUUCAAAGGCUUGCAAGGCAAAAGGUGAUCAGCCCGACAGCGGGGAGGACAGCGGGGGGGGCAGCGACAGCUCAGGGCGGUCCUUUGUGCCCCCGCCAGGCUCUGCCAUUUACACAGCGCUGCCCGACGGCUCCCCCCUCCCCCCCGGCACCGUGGUCUAUGCUCCCCCAGCUGCAGGGCUGUCCGUCUGCCCUGGGACAGUCAUCUACGGUCCUGCGCCGCCCAGAACCCAGCUGGUGUAUGGGCCCCCACCCUCCAGCCUGACAGUGCCUCUCGUCCAGGCCGGCAUCCUGCUCUGCAACGUGCCCAGUCACAAGGAGAUGGGGAGAGAGCAUCACAUGCUGGUGGAAGAGGUGCGGGAGCUGAAAAGGAAGCGGAAGAGGGAGGAACGUCGAGGAGGAGAUGUGCAGAGGUUGCAGGAGCUGCGCGAGGAUCUGGAGCAGGAGCUGCAGGAGCUGCGCAGAGCUGUGAGUCAGCUGCACAGGCGCAGGGAAGCCCUGCAGAGCAGUGUGAGCUCCAUGCUUGGGGAGAUGGAGCUGGGAGAGUCACGGCGGCAGCAGCACGGGGAGGUGCUGGAGGAGGUGCAGUGUGUGGAGAAGACACUGUCACGGCGGAGGGCAGAGCUCAGGGAGGCUGACCGGUUGCUGAUGCAGGCCCAGGAUGACCUGAAGGAGACCAGGGCAAAGACCAGAGAGAUGCUACAGAAGAACAGCGAGGCCCAGAAGAGGCUGCGAGGCACCGAGCAGGAGCUGGAAGAGAUGGAGCGUCGUGCCAAAGACUCCACAGCCCAGCUGGUCCAGGCCAGCCAGACGCUCAGGGACCUUCAGGACGCGGUGCAGGAGCUACAAAGGCGCCGGGUGGAGCAGGAACAAACCCUGCGAACCGUGGAGGAUGCGCUUGCCGGUCGGGAUACGACGUUCCAGGACAUCAGCAACCAGGUGGAUCAAAAGGCUAAGAAGCUGGAGACCCUACUGAGCAGCCUUCAGGAGGCACAGGGAAGAGAAGACCAGCACCUAGAGAGUCUCAAAGAGCUGGAGAGCCUGCUGGUUCGGCGCAGGAACGAGCUUGACAGGCUGAACACGGAGGUGGCCUUGCAGCAGGAGGAAGUAAGUUCCCUGGACAGAAAGCUGGAGCAGCGUCGUGAGGAUGAGCGCCUCCUGCUGGAGAGUGUGGAGCUGCGGAGGCAGAGUCUGGCAGAGGUGCUGCGGCACGGCGAGCAGGAAGCCAGGGAGCUGCAGAGGCACAUAAAGGAGCUCCGAAUGAACCUUGAGGCUCUGAGUGCCCAGAAGAGUGAGCUUGGCUCCCAGCUGGCGGAGAGGAAAACGGAAGUGUCUCUGCUCAGCCAGAAAUGUCUGUGGGAGGAGCGUAUGCAGCAAGACACUCUGUCCCAGCUCAACCAGCACACAGCAGGGCUGAAGCAGGUCCAUGUGGAGAACAAGGAGCCACAGGACGUGAAAUUACAGCGUUUGGAGCAGCUGGAGAGGAACCAGGUCUCCCUGAUGCAGGAGCGCAGCCAGCUGGAGGUCCUGAAGAAGAAAACACGAGCACUUAGGGAACAACUGAAGACACUGGAGAAAGACCGGGAUCUGCUCAAAGACCAGUCCAGGAACCUGGAGGCCAGACGGGGCCAUGCUGAAAGGUGCCUGGAGGUCGCGGAGCAGGAAGCCCGGGCUGCUGAGGCAGAGAGAACUCGUGUGGAGGCAGAGCUGGAGCAGGUCAAGCAGGAAGAGAGGCGCAUGCGAAGCUUAAAGCAGGCAGUGAGCAGUGACACUGCUGCAGCUCAACAACAACUGGAAGAAAAAACAGAGGAGCUGAAUCAACUAAUGAAGCAGGUGGACUGUGCUCGACAUGAGCUGGCGCAGAUAGGAGAGGAUAUCAGAGGUGCCACUAGGAGGCAUGACGAGUUGCAGGUGGAGCAAGAACAGCAGGAGGAGGAGCUGCAGGGAGGCGCGAGGAGGCUACAGGAAAGCAAGCACCAGAUGGAGGUGUUGAGCCAAGAGCUCCGGAAACUGGAGGAGGAACUGGUUAAGCGCCGGAUGAGCCUUAAGCAGCAGGAGCAGCAUAUACAGGCACUAAAACAGGAAGCAGUGGAGACUGAAGAACUGAAGCAGGAGAAGCUGCACAAGUUGCAGACUCAGGUGCGGGCACUAGAGGGCGCCUUGACUGAGCAUAGAGAGAAGCUGGAGCGGGUGACUGCAAUGGAAGAAAGGAGAUUUCAGGACAAAAUGAAACAAAUGGGCCAGGAGCUGUCAGAUCGGGACUCUCGACUGCAGGUCCAGGCAAAAGAAUCCAGGACCCUGCGUGUGGAGCUACAGAGCAAGCAGGAAGCCCUGCUCAAGGAGAGGAGAAACGCAGAGAAGAGCCAGACGGACCUCAGGACUCAAAUGGAGGAAAUGGAGCAGGAACGGGCCAAGUUACAGAGGAAGCUGGCCAGUGUGGAGCGAGUGGCCCAGGAGAACCAUCAGCGAGCGAGACGACUGCAGAAGGAGCUAAAUUUGACCUCGCGGGAGAUGCUGAGCCUCAAGGAAAAGCUGCGUGCCCAGCGGGAUGGAGAGAUCCGCCGGCGAGAGAUCAGGGAAACGAUGCACUCCCUGAAAUCGGAGGUCAGGGCAGUGCUCCAUACUGGCAUUGAAGAGUUGGAGAUGCCAACCAGUGAUACCUCUGACUCAGGGAGCCACAAGGAGAACUACCCUCAGGUGGCUUCGUUAAGGAAAACUGCCCUCACUGCGAAGGAUGAACAGUUGCAGGGGGAGGUUGUGAGGGAGAAACUGCGGCAACAGGAGGACCACCUCAAGACUCAGCUUCGCAGGAGGAUGUGGUCUCAACAGGAGGCUCUGAGCCAGCGAAGGCAUCAGACAGAGGGCAGUUUACAAGGUCUGCGUAAGCGAGUGGACAAGCUGGAUGAGCUACUGUGCCACUCUUCCACAGAUGCUGCACCCCUAAACCUCAACGAGCAUCCUCUUAAAAAUGGCUGUGUCCCACCGUCUGAGAGCUGGAGUCUACAGAGUGGAGAAAAUGAUUCCUGUAGCCCAGUGCGUCUGGUCUCAUCUCUCCCAGAGAAAAGUUCAGAUAAAAGUUGGUGACUCCAGAACUGCAGAACUUUUCUUUUUGGAGCCAAUGGAUUCCCAACCCCAAAACACCUUGAUUCUUUUGGCUGGUAGCAGGUUUGGUAAAGAAACCUCUUUUAGCAGGGUGGUCUAUAAGAGCAAGGUGGCCACAAGUUUUUGAGGUCGUUUUGAAGGUAUUGGUGUUUCACAUGUGAGAAUCCCUGUAAGGCAGUCUGUAAGGCACAUAGGUCAGUGAGAAACCUUGUCCUGUGUUGUUCUGUAUACAUUAGGAAUAUUGGUUUUCAGUGAUGGUUUUUAUGCUUUUUCUUACAUUGUCUUUCAGAAUCAGGAAUCAUUUGUGUCACUGACAGUUCUUUUUACUUUAUAAAACUGACUUACUGUGUUGAUCUACUCACAUAUUUUACUAUACAUUAAAUAUGUAUGGACUUUCAUGCCAAAUAGCUGAAAUGUAUUAUUCUGCUGUUUACAGCUACCUAUACUGUUUGUUUCAUAUUUAAAAAUGGAAUAAAUUAUAUUUUUCUAUA
Messenger RNA from Paramormyrops kingsleyae, 7506 nucleotides. NCBI's taxonomy places the organism in Eukaryota, Metazoa, Chordata, Actinopteri, Osteoglossiformes, Mormyridae. The record is from RefSeq and is a predicted model, not a curated record.